This is a messenger RNA of Adineta ricciae, 3153 nucleotides long. Lineage: Eukaryota; Metazoa; Rotifera; Eurotatoria; Adinetida; Adinetidae. The record is from the annotation of a GenBank genome assembly.
AUGGAUAGUUUAUCGACUUCCGACAUGAAUAAUAAUACAGUAUCGCACUCAAAGAAAGUCAAGUCAAACCCGGUGAACGAAACGAAGAAAUUAUUUGGUGUUGGCCAGAUUAAACAACUUCAUUUGCUCAACUUUUUGUGUCAUCAAAACUUUUCCAUUGAAUUUCAUCCAAAUCAUUUACAAUUGAUCAACGGUGCUAAUGGGUCAGGGAAGUCCACUAUAGCAAACGCCAUUGGAUUAUGUCUAGGAGCGCAAGCAAGAAGUACCGGACGAACAGCGAAUAUUCAGUCAUUUAUUCGACAAGGAGAAACAUCAGCUCAAAUAGCGAUUACUUUAGCGAAUGAGGGACCUGAAGCAUACAAACCCCACCUAUACGGUGAAGAGAUUCAAAUUGUUCGAAAAAUUGGCUUGCGACAAUCUAGUUAUGCAAUCCUGAAUGUCAAUGGGGACAUAAUCAGUAGACAUAAAAGCGACAUAGAGGAGAUCCUACAAGCUUUGUCUAUAUCACCAGCAAACCCAUUGUGCAUUCUACAUCAAGAUAUAGCCAAAAAAUUUCUCGUACAUAGUGAUUCGAAGAAAAGGUUUCAAUUCUUUAUGAAUGUAUCACAAUUAGAUCAGAUGAAGCAAGCAUAUGAACAAAGUAUUUACACUGUGGAUUUGUUAGUCCAAUGUGUUGAUGCUAUGAAAGAGAAACAUCGGAAUAUGUUGAGAGCUCUAGAGCCAUUAGAACAACAAGUGAAAAGAAUCGAACUUCGGCGCGAUUAUGAAGCAAAACGAUGUGCAUUAAGUAAAGAACUGAAAUCAGUGCGUAAUGACAAGAUUCGACAGAAAAUCUUCGAACUCCAACAGAAAUUAGACGAGACAGAAACUCGAAAAAAUGAGAUCGAUGUCGAAAUCAAUAAAAAGACGAAAGAAAUGAAUGCGAUCAAGCAAAAAUUAAAACUCUACUCAACGGAAAAAAGCGAUUUAGAACAGGAUAUGCACGGUCUUGAACAACUGAUAGCCCAUCUAUCUAAGCAAAAGCAUCAUAUUCAAUGUUUAGUCCAUUCGUUCAGCUUAGACUGUGAAAAUUACCGUCGGAUUCUGACAGAAAUCGAACUUAAACAAAUUUAUUUACAGAGGCAAAUUGAUCAAUGUGAAGAUCAACGACAUGUGCAAAUCGAGGAGGAACUAUCAGUGAAGCAGAAAAACCAGUUCCAAUACGAACAAUCAAUUCGCAAACUGAUCGAGGAUCGAGAUCAAAGCGAUAAUGAAAUUCAUAGCCAACAGUCAACACUUCACUUUCUACGAAAUGAACUACAGGAAAAGCAACGAGAUUUGAAGUUAUUAACACAGAUUACUCAAGAUAAAAUGAAUGCGUAUGGUCUAUGGAUGCCAGAUUGCCUAAAAGAGAUCGAAAAUGAUCAGCGAUUUUGUACGAAACCUAUCGGACCCAUAGGUUAUUACAUUCAAUGCCUCGAUCCGUAUUGGAUCUAUCCAGUGGAAAAGCAUCUCACAUCGAUUAUGUCCGCAUUUAUUUGCUCCAGUAGUACAGACGAACAGAUUUUACUUGAAAUCUUCUCAUCAUAUACUUCCGAAAAUCGCCCACCCAUCUAUGUUCGAACAUUUUCCAUUCGAACUCCUGACAUCUCAAGCACCUUAGGACAUGUUCGGAGAGCAAAUCUACUCUCUGUCUACGAUGUUUUGAAGAUCGAUCAUCCAAUAGUUGAAUCUGUCUUGAUCGAUUUCCGACAAAUUGAAAGCACGAUCCUAGUUGAGAAUAUCGAUGAAGUUCGACGGAUCAGACAAGAUGGGUCACUGAAUUGGCACGAAGUUGAUCAAAGGGUGAAACGAGUGGUUGAAGCUUGGACUCAUGACGGCACAAAUAUCAAACUGAAUGAGACGUUUCGAAUAUAUGCAAACGAAAAACAGUCUGUUAAAUAUUUAUCAACAGAUAAUGAACAAUCAGUAUCGAUUGCGGAAUUGCAAAAGGACAUCGACUAUUUUCAUGAACAUAUUCAAGAAAUUAGUGAAUCUCUGGAUCGAAUGAAACUUAACCGAGAAACAACUGUAGAUCAAUUGAAUAAAAUGACAAAAACGAGUGCAGAUAAUGGAAAUAAAAUCAGCGAAUUAAAACAGAAGCUGGAUUACCUCAAUUCUGUACUUCUGCUAGCUCCUGACUGUUCACUUGAGGAACUACGAGAAGAAUCUCAACAACAUGAUGCGCUUUAUACAGAUAACAUUGAGAAAUAUGACCGAAUCAAAGAACAGUAUGAUGAACAUCGUCAGCAUCUGCUACACAUUACAGAGAGUUAUGCAAAUGUAACAAAAAAGCUCGAAAUGAAAACUUAUCAAUAUAAUCUGAUCAUUGAACAUCAUCAGAUUGAACAGACCAAUAGUGACGACUUGCAAAGACGACUGGAGAAUCUAAAGAAAACAUCUGUUCGAUUGAAUGAAAGCAUUCUUCAAUACGAAGCAAAAUUGAAGCAAUUGACUCAACAACGAUCGAAAAAAGUGCAAAAAACCAAUUGCGUUCUUCGAUCGAUUCACGAGAUUGAACAUGAGAUUAACGCCAUUACGACAUUUCUCACAGCAAAUGAAGACACUAAAGAAGAACGUCAAAGUAUCAUUAAUCAAUAUCGCACUCGGCGAGAUGCUGCAAGACAGUACAAGCAAACCUACGAACGAUGUUACCGACAAAUCGAUCAUUUGAAGCAAUUUGUUACUAAACGUCAAGAUAACUUUCUGGCUAUUGCCAAUCGUUAUGAAUAUUAUCUCCAGAGUCAGUUUCAAAGGCUGAUGGAAAAAUACGGCUUUGAUGAUUGUGACAUCAAAAUCGACCACAAGAAAGAAGAAUUAGAAAUUCUAGUCAAGAAAAGUCAGCCAGAUUUAACGACCUUAUCCGGUGGUGAACGAUCUAUAUCAACAUUUUGCUUUCUACUAGCACUUUGCCAGUCGGUCUAUCUGCCAUUCCAGAUAUUCGAUGAAAUUGAUAUUUAUAUGGACAAUGAAAACCUGAGUUCAUCGCUGAAAAUUCUCUAUGAAAAUACUCGACAUUAUUCCACAUCUCAACAUAUUGUUUUCACAUCACAAGCGAUCGAUUCGCAACUGUGGACUCAUUUAGGUGUACCCAUGACUCACAUGCCGACGCCGAAGCGCGCCUACGAAUCAUAG